CAACAUCACACUAUCUGCUCCUAAAUGGGUCACAAAGACCGCCCAACCAACAAAAAAGACGAACCACACUAAAGAGGGCUGGCGAAGAACUGCGGUCCGACAAACCAAUGACGACCGCUCGCUUCGCCAGUCAACAACAGAGACGCACUCAACUCAUCCACACGGCUUCCCCAUGCCCAGGCCCCUCCCAACGCAUCUCGUAGUGACAAACUCAUUUGGCCCCACCCUCACUGACACACCCACCCACCACCCACUCAUGCACAUGGUUUGCCGUCACAGAACCGUGCACAAAUACCACUGCACCCAAGCCUAUCCUCCUCUGUGUCGCACUCAUCUAGCAUCGACAGUGCGUCACACGUCUUGCAGUAGGCCGUCGAGUCCCUCUCACACUCCGGGCAGCCCGUGUUGGUGUGCCGCUGCUCUGAGUUUUCCUCUGAGAGGACCACAAAACUGCCAAUCACCCUCGGGUUCAUCAGCGUCUCCUUAGCUUUGAUGCCCAACACGCGCUCUACACACACACAGAGAGAGAGAGAGAGAGAGGGAGAGAGCGAGAUGGUGGCUGAUGCAUAUAACUGGAUCUGUCACGCCUCAGCAGAACUUACCACGAUGGUUGUCGUCACUGUCUUGCAGAGGUCGUUGAGAGGCCCCGUCUUGGGCCUCUUCUGCCUGUCCAGCUGGCGGCCACUGCAAGACCUCGAUCUUGUCCGCCUCAGGCUCAGGAACCUCAGGACCAGAUCCCCACCUGCAGCACAGCACCCACGCAAAUGAGGGGCUCGUCCUCGUAUGCCUGGGUGUGCACUUGAGUGUUGUGCAUGUGCAUCUGUCUCCCCCUCUCUCCGUCCGCCUACAUGAAUGCCUGACACGACGGCACGUCCGACUGGAUGCUUUCCGCGUCGUCGGAGGCCAUGUCAUACCGACCCGACCCGUCGACCGCCGUGAGAUUGACGUAUGUGUGCAGCGGCUCGAUCAACCCCCAGCCCCGAGGCGACACCUCUGCCACGACGCCGAAGUGAUUGGCAGCGAAGAGAGACAAGCGGCUCUUGUCGGGACUCCUGACAUUGUAAUCAAUAACCAGAGUGGCGGAGCGGGCAUCCGACGCGUUGCGCAUGAAGUCAGUGAAGGUGCGAUGGAGACGAGCAGGGAUCUGCAGGGUCCGCUGAGUGGCUCCGUAAUUGUGGGGAGGCGCCAGGGCGGUCAGCCACACGCACUGGCGGGCGAAGGAGUGGCCUGCGGGCACUGCGUCGCCAAACCCCGCAGGGCACUCUCUGAGCCAUGGGAAAAAGUCGCAGCCGGGCCGGGUCAUGUUGCCAGCUACUCCCUUCCAUAUGUUUUGGUGGAGGAUCCACCCCUCGCCCUCCCACUCAGCCGUCACGCGGUCGAUCACAUAGUCUGCCAGCUCGUCCUUGUCGGGCGGCUCCUCCGCCGUCACCACAAACGCCUGCUGAAACUUGCCAUCUUCCUCGGCUGUGUUGGGCUUGGUCAUGAUCGUCUUGAGCGCCUGAACGACAUCCAUGAGAGGACAGAUGAAUCCAUGGAUGCACAUGAGCCAGUGUUCGACGCUGCCUCACUGACCGUGUAUGACGCGGCUCCGCUGGACGUGUUUCUGAACGCCUCCACACGGUAGCGCGGCACUGCCCCAAUGCUGUCGACCUCCUCGUCGGCGCUGCUGAUGAGGUAGAGGGUGGUGCUCAGCAUCACAAAUGUGGGCUGCAACUCUGGUGGGCCCCUCCUCCCCCGACACACGGUGCGUUUGGUAUCGUAGAUGGGCUCGAGAAAGACCCGCAGCUCGUUCGGCGUGCCGGUGAGCUGCCACAUCUCGUCUUGCGUCUGCGAAGCAAGAUACACGACACAGCAAUGGUCAGACGGCGCUCUCACUCUCUGUCCGGUGCAUGUUCUCUUACGAUGGGUGCUCCCCAUUUGGCCCAAUCGUCCUGCAAGUAGCGGGCACCGGAUGCAGACGACUCGCUCAUGGCAUCCCCAUCUGCCCCCAGCAAGCGGGCAUUGACGUCCUCCAGAGUCAAAUCAGCGUGCAACCCUGAUAAACAGGAGACAUGAAUGACACACGAUAUUGCAGUUCGUCAGUAACUCAAAUGAACCCACCGGUCAGGGGGAUGUUGCCGAAGCUGUCAGAGCCAUUGAAGUAAAGGAUGCUCUCGUUGUACCUCUUCAAAGCGUCCUCGAAGGAGAAGAUCUCGAGCUCAUCUGCCGGCAUCACGCGCUCUACCUCGGCCUCCAGGUAACUCAGCAGAUGACCUAUGUCGACGGGAUUGGCAAUCUCUCGGCUGAAGAGCAACAGCUGCUGCCCUCGCAGGCUGUCGUCGGCCCUCUGAUAAGCCGUCCGGAUGCGGUCGAUCUCCUUUGUCUCGACGCAAUCGUGCAGUCGUUCGGUCAGCGUCUUCUGGCGUUGUGCGAAGGCCCGGCGGAACUCCAGGAUCUUGGAGAGGUCGACAAUGGCCAGAGUCAUGAGGCGCUGGUUGCGCACGUAGUAGUCCAUCGUCGCUAGAGCGAUGCCUCUAGCGUGCUCGAAUGGCGGGGUCGCCUUGCCAUCCUGUGUUGGCCUCACGGACCUCCAGUCCCAGCCAGGGCCGCUGACAAGGGUCUCGCUGCCUACAUGCAGUGGACAACGAGGAUGACAAAGCCCCACACAGCCACGUGGUUCUGUCCAUUACCGAGAAAGAAGUGUCCGUGGGCCGACAGUGCAGCAGUGACCCAUAUGAGCUCAUAAGGCAUGCGUCGAAAGACAGCACAUCAAAAGCGGAAACCGUCGGGCAUCCCCGCGUCCUGGAUGCCGUUCUGACGGGAAACACGACCAGGUCACUCAUUAGAAGGGCCCCCGAAGAGGUCAUUUGAUGGGUGCUGGUGUCACUUACUCUGAUGCUUGUCUCUAAACCGAAGAGGCUCAUCACAGAAGACCUGUCGCCAUUGUGAACGUCGCCUCCAAAACUGCACAGACACACACACUUGCCGUCUUGAGAUAUCAAGAGUGCAGCCGGCUGAUCUGUUAUGUCACCCUUUUCGGCCGGCGCCGUGAUCCCAGAAGGUGAGCGCAUAGUGCUCGGCAGGGAAGUCCUUCAAGCUGUUAGAGAUGAACUCCCUGAGCACUUUGCCAUCGUCCAUGUUGGCCUCGCCCCAGUCUUGCUUGAGCAACCAGCGGCGCCGGCUGGUGCUGUUCUCGUUCUCGUAGGGGUCACCGAUCAUCAGUAGCUCGUAUGCCCCGGAAAACUGCUGCCUUGCCUGGGAAUGAACCGUCGUCCGUCUGCGUGUUUGUGAGGAUGGCUGUGUGUGCGUACCUCUCUAGCGUUGACCUCUGGGGUGACACUUGGACAGAUGACAAGCUCGUGUACGGCUCGAUGCGACGAAUCGUCGAUCUCAGGGUCGGCGCGAUCGACGAGCACGAGCAGAUUGAUGUCGCCCUGGGGGAUCUGGAGCAUCUCCUUCAAGUCACUCAUGGCAUAGCUCUCCAAGUUGUUGUCCUGAUGACAGCCGCACACAUGCACACACAAACAGCUAUGAGGGAGGGGAGAGCGAAUGUCCCUAUGCCAUUCUCACCGCAUUCAUGUAGACGAGGUGCGUCCAGUGGGCCUUCCUCCUGCUCUCGAGGCGCUCAGCUACCCCCGCACAGAAGGUGGGCGGCCUCAGUUGGUACUCCCACCUGGGACUGUCGCAUUCAGGCAACGUAUACGGCUCGCCAGCUGUCGACUGGUCUGUACAAUUCUCCCUUGGAUGGAUGUGGCACGUGGGUUUGUCGUCUGAUGACCGCUUGCGGCAGUCGUCGACGCACCGACAGCCGCCGUUGGUGAAGACCUGCUCCUCGCUUCCCUCGACACACGCGUCGUAGUACUGGCCAAGGGUGGGCCCCAAACACAUGCAUGAGCCCUUGCCGCAGUCCUCCUGCUGAACUAUGCAGAACCACUCCAGGCCGGGGAUGCUGAGGCCUUCCUUCUGACAGCUUCUCUCGACGCAUCGACAACCGGUGAGCGAGAACAAGACAGCCUGAUGGGCCAGCUCCUCUGCUUCAUCCGCCGCACCGAUUGACCCGAUCACAGCUGUCGAGUCGCACGCAUCAAUGUACUGGCCGAAGAUCGGCCCCUGGCACCGGCAGCCGCCAACGUUACAGUCUUCUUUCUCGACGCGGCAGUAGAACUCCAAGCCGCAGAAUCUCCUCUUCUUGGCAUGUUUCGUCGAUGCAUCGGCAGCCACUGACCGAGAGGAGCACACUCUGCUCACCCUCAGCGCACUCGUCGUCCUCGCACUGGCCUUGAAGGGCUCUCCGCAGUGAUGAAGAUGUGGAGAGCGACGGAUCUGAGUCAAACACAGCACAAACAAAAAACCGGAGACAAUGACUGUUUGCUGAUUCAAAACAAUUCCUUACUCCUUGUUUGAGAUGGCUCACCAUGGGAUCUCAAGCAC
This is a messenger RNA of Vitrella brassicaformis, 4410 nucleotides long. NCBI's taxonomy places the organism in Eukaryota, Vitrellaceae. The record is from the annotation of a GenBank genome assembly.